Molecule: messenger RNA, 815 nt
Organism: Gastrolobium bilobum
Lineage: Eukaryota; Viridiplantae; Streptophyta; Magnoliopsida; Fabales; Fabaceae
Product: protein LATERAL ORGAN BOUNDARIES-like
Exons: 2
Coding region: 144-719 (191 amino acids)
Source: RefSeq, a predicted model, not a curated record
GCCUUAUACCUCUCCUUGGCUUAGGUUACUUUGUCUCCGGAGGGGAAAAAAGAGCAGCUUCUGAAUAAUCUCCAACAAGGGUAAAAAAGGUACUUCCCUUUUAAUUCAUCUGAUCAAAGAAACCUACAUCACAAACAGGGAAAAUGGCAUCAUCAAGCUCUUACAAUUCUCCUUGUGCUGCCUGCAAAUUCUUGAGGAGAAAAUGUAUGCCAGGAUGCAUCUUUGCGCCUUACUUUCCACCUGAAGAGCCUCAAAAAUUUGCAAACGUGCACAAAAUAUUUGGUGCUAGCAAUGUGACUAAGCUCCUUAACGAACUACUCCCUCACCAGAGAGAGGAUGCAGUGAACUCCCUUGCCUAUGAAGCAGAGGCUCGUGUUAGGGACCCAGUUUAUGGCUGUGUAGGUGCCAUCACUUUCCUUCAGAGACAAGUUCAAAGGCUUCAAAAAGAGCUUGAUACUGCUAACGCUGAUCUACUCCGUUAUUCCUUCACUGAAAUCCCUCCAGCUUCUCUUUCUGUGCCUCCAGGACUAACACCAGUUCAACAAAUACCCCAAAGGAAUUUUAGUACAAGAAUUGGUAAUGAAGGAAGUGGGUUAUAUCGCCAAUCUCCUACUGCUUAUUCUUUUCCUUAUUCUCUUCCAUGGACUGAUACCUCUUCGGAGGACUUCAGUGAUGGUGGAGGAGGAGGAGGAGGAGGAGGAGGAGUAGGUAAUAUGUGAAUUAAGUUUUCAGUAUUUUACCCCAUCUAGGGUUUAUACUUUUUGAGGCAUGACCUGCAACAUUCUGAUGGCGUGAUGAUAUUAUAUAUAUCUAUU